Molecule: messenger RNA, 1071 nt
Organism: Exophiala bonariae
Lineage: Eukaryota; Fungi; Ascomycota; Eurotiomycetes; Chaetothyriales; Herpotrichiellaceae
Exons: 1
Coding region: 1-1071 (356 amino acids)
Biological process (GO): inositol phosphoceramide metabolic process
Cellular component (GO): Golgi membrane; inositol phosphoceramide synthase complex
Molecular function (GO): inositol phosphoceramide synthase regulator activity
Source: RefSeq, a predicted model, not a curated record
AUGUCCCUCUCCACAGGCGCCAGUCUAAUCACCCUCUCACUGGUGCUCAACAAACUCUCCGGCCUAUACGGCAUCCUCGCCCUCCUGACGGGCUAUCAUCUUUCACCCUUUCAAUUGUCCAUGUACAUCUACUCCAUCUUCGCACUGGGCCUGACCGUCUACCUCUCCCCACACAUCCGCAAGCAAUCCCCCUUACAAUGCCUGGCGCUCGCCUGGUUCUACGUCCUCGACAGCAUCAUCAAUGCGGCCUUCACCGCCGCCUUCGCCGUGACAUGGUUCCUCGUGCUCGCACAACACCACGCUGGUGACACAACCCCCAAGGGCCCUGGUGCCGGAACCAUCCAAGACACCGCGGGCUUCACGGAUCCGGCGCUGAACGUCACCCACGUUGAAGUCAUCGCCUCGCCGCAACCCGGUAUCUCCGGCGGCCAGGAUGCCGUCGCGGCCGCCGUGCCUGCCUCGUCCCCCGCAGGCACAUCCUCGAACAACCCCAGCGCGGCCCUACAGAACGUCGUCCUGGGCGCCGAAAGCAUGAACUCCAUCGGCGUCAUCAUCACCCUGUGGACCAUCCGCGCCUAUUUCUGCCUCAUCAUGCUCACCUUCGCCCGCAUGGUCCUGCGCCAGCAUAUCGCCCACCACGCCUCGUCGUCAAAGAACUUCUCAUACACCAAUGCGUCCACGAGUUCCGACAUUGCCGAAAACCCCUUCGCGGAGACCAAGCCCGAAGGUCAGGGGUGGAAAGGCAAGCUCGGUCGUGCAAUGGUCAGCAUCGGCCGUAGCUACUGGUUGGGCUCCGACGAGGACGAUUCCUGGAUGUACGGCAUGAAAUUCCGCCGCAGUGUGGAGGCCGGCAAUACCAGUGGAGUGAUGCUGAAUAAACUGGACAGUGCGGCGGGCCCCACGGAACGCGAGAGGAGACGAAGGUCGGGCACUGGCCCACCGGUUCCAGCUUCUGGGGCAAUACCGUUGUUGAACACCAAUGUUGGCGCUGGCGGUGGUGUUGUUGCUGGAGGGAAAGAAGGCAGUGAUGGCGGAAUGACGUUGCAGGUCCCCACGGCGCAAAAUCUGUAG